Vitis riparia (riverbank grape) is the source of this 1940-nucleotide messenger RNA. RefSeq names its product protein MID1-COMPLEMENTING ACTIVITY 1-like. The transcript has 7 exons. Lineage: Eukaryota; Viridiplantae; Streptophyta; Magnoliopsida; Vitales; Vitaceae. The coding region runs from base 134 to 1495 and encodes 453 amino acids. Gene Ontology annotation, biological process: cell surface receptor signaling pathway. The record is from RefSeq and is a predicted model, not a curated record.
CCUUCAUUCUGAUUCUCCCUUUUCCUUCGACAGAGAGGAGGAAUAUGCAAAAGGCCUUUGGAUCGGAGAGAAUUUAGAAAUGAAAGCAGAUGGUCAUCCAUGUCAACGGCCAAAAAUCAUGCAGUAGGUUAAGAUGCUACACCGCAAAGGACGCGAACAAAGCCACAUCUAUCGUGCCCAGUGUCCCAUUUUCUCCGACCUUCCCAAGCAAAGCCAAAAAGGAAGAGGCAAGUCACAGCAGAAGCUACAAAAGCAAAAGAUCACUUCCUUCAUCAAGGCCCACUACUCUCUCACAAUCUCUCUCUUAGGGUUUCAAAUUCCACGUCGCCGGAGCGAAAUGGAGGAUGUUGCUCAGGCAGCUGGAGUCGACGCACUGAGUGUGAUCGGCAUGGUCGCCGCCGCCGCUCGUAAGGCCAACACCCACCGGAGGAACUGCGAGAAAAUCUCCAACCAUGCGAGGAUGAUCGGGAACCUGUUGGAGAAGCUGAAUGCGCCUGAGCUGAGGAGCUUUCCGGCCACCGGAGAGCCGUUGCAUCUGCUGGAGGAGGCUUUGAGGAAGGCGCUUGUUUUGGUGGAGAGUUGCAGAGACAGGAGCUAUCUCUACCUACUUGCCAUGGGGUGGAGCAUAGUGUAUCAGUUCCGUAGGGUUCAGGAUGAGAUCGAUAGGUAUCUGAAGCUCGUGCCGUUGAUUUCGAUGGUUCACGACCGUCGGAUUCAGAAUCUGAAGGAAGGUUUGCAGGCCAUUGAGGCAGAUCAUGGAGAAUACACUCUUGAUGGUGAGGAUAUGAUGGCCCAGAAUGUUAUUCUGAAACGAGAUCGUACAAAGAAAGACGCAGACGUAUUGGAGAAGUCACUGUCUCGCCGAUAUCCUGAUUUGAGAUUCCAUGAGGCUCUCCAAGAAGAGAAAGAGAAGCUGCAGAUUGAGCUACAUCGUUCACAAGUGGACAAUGACCCUAAGCAGUGCCUUGUAAUUGAACAUCUUAUUGAAGUCACUGAAAAUGUUGUUAAUGUUCCAGGUGAAAAGCUUGUUGAUGCACAUGCUUACAUAGGAUCUGGGUAUGAAGCCAAUGCCAAAUCUUGCCAUGGGGGCCAUGGUUCACAACCUGAAGAUCAAGAUGAAUCUGAGUGGCAGGCUGAUCUUUUUGGCUGUUGCAGGGAGCCUUGUUUAAGCUUGAAGAACUGCUUCUAUCCCUGUGGAACAUUUUCUUUUAUAGCUAAUGUGGUGUCAAAAGGAAAAAUAUCUCGUGAACGUGCAUGUAAUGAGCUAAUGGCAUACUCCCUCUUCUGUGGUUGUUGUUGUUACACUUGUUGUGUGAGAAGGAACCUACGGAAACACUUCAACAUAGAGGGUGGUUCAUGUGAUGACUUCUUAACCCAUCUAAUGUGUUGCUGCUGUGCAAUGGUUCAAGAGCGGCGUGAGCUUGAACUGAGGAACUUUGAUGGUUGCCAAGGGAGAAAAAUGAUUCCUCCACCAUUCCAAUACAUGAAACCUUGAAUCCCUGCCAUAUCUUGUGAGUUUAAAAUAUAGCUUACAUUCUCGAGUUCCUAACAUGGAGCGUUUAUAUUUCACCUUUAUACUUAGGUAUAAUAUAGCUGUUUACACAUAACCUAUCAAAAAAAAUAUAGCUGUUUACACAUAGAUAGAUACAAGUACAUAUCUUCCACCCUUUGGGUAUAUAGCUUGUUACACAAACAUAUGCAUAGAGAUAACUUAAGCUUUACAGUUGUAGAGUAGUGUUGAUACUAGCAAUUUAUGGGCACACUGUAAAUAUGAGACGGCGGUCUUGGGAAUUGCAAAUUUUCAGAAGAUAGGCUGGAUGCAAACUAUGGGCUAUGUAUAAACAGACAAGGAGAAAUGUUAUUGUCAUCUGCCUUUCAAAAUUGCAAGUUGCCAAUGUAGCUUCUGACCUUUUUAUCUCUUUAUAUGAUUGUGAUUUGAG